Microbotryum saponariae is the source of this 1061-nucleotide messenger RNA. The record is from the annotation of a GenBank genome assembly. NCBI's taxonomy places the organism in Eukaryota, Fungi, Basidiomycota, Microbotryomycetes, Microbotryales, Microbotryaceae.
AUGACACCAGCAUCACCCGCGCCACGGAUAGCCUUCCUCGGCCCAUUGGGAACAUAUUCGCACCAAGUCCGUACCUGUCUACACUACGGCCUUACUAGCGCUUGCGAAGCCACGUCAUUGACCGGACGGAGUUACGGAAGGGAAACACCGAACAUGGGCUGAUGCGGCCUCGUGUCCGACUUCCGACAGGCUACGACAGAAUUCUUCGGUGAUGACUGUAAAUUUGCACCACAAGAACGGAUUAUAGGUACGUUUCGAGCGAAAGCCCCUGUGUUGUCAUGGUCCGAGCUCUCAUCCUCCAUGGUUCGCAAUCUACAGACGUCUUUUCAAACGUUGCAUCAACCUCGGCUUCGUAUGGUAUUGUACCCAUCGAGAACUCAUCGAUUGGGAUUGUGCAUGAGACGAUGCAGGCGUUACGGACGACCGAAUUGAGCGUGCGAGGAAUGAUCGGCCUUAAAGUGGGGCAUGCGCUGUUGAGCCGACCUUUCGCUAGUGCUGAGGACAGCAAUUUGUGGAACCUUUCUGGUGAUGAAGAGAAGAGGAAGAGAUAUAAACGAGUCUACAGUCAUGAACAAGUGAGUGGAACCUCCUCCGGGACUCGAGGUCACGUGUCCUGGUCAAGUCUUCUCUGACUCUCCCACCCCCCCCACUCUCGGGUUCGGCACCUCUCAGGGAAUCGGUCAAUGCGUAUCCUACCUUCAUACCAACUAUCCGGGAGCUCAAGUCAUUCCGGUCAAUUCUACAGCGCUGGCGGCACAAAAAGUCCUCCAGGACCCUCCCGAAGAAUCGCUGGCGAUCUGUUCCAUCAAAUGCGCCGAGGUGUAUGGGCUGAGGGUCGUCGAUAGAGAUAUUCAGGAUGGUGGGAGUGGUGAGUCAUCUUGCAUGCGAUUUCUGGAGUCCGUGGAGCCUGUUUUUAACCCUGCUCUUUCAUCAUGUCGGCCAUCGUUGGAACAGCCAACACGACACGCUUUGUCGUUCUCUCGUUGGGGAGCACCCCUCUUCCGGAACCAUAUCCGAUCGCACCCCAUCUGAGAGGGUACACUGGCGAUGCCAAGCCAUGA